UCUAAUUAUGUAGAUAUAUUUAUCCGUUUCUAUAAUAAUUAUCGCGGCCUAUUGUCGAGGCAACACCACGUGGCCUGCUAGAAAUGGAAGACAGAGUUGGGACUUUGGUAGUUGAUUCUGGAGCUCUUAUAAAAGGUGCUCCCAUCAGAAACUGGUCCCAGAAUGUGGUGACUGUUAAAGAAAUCUUGGCUGAAGUGAGGGACCUGAACACACGGAGAAGACUGCAAGUCCUACCCUUUGACAUAUCAUUCAGAGAGCCCAGUCACAAGGCCCUGCAGCGUGUGACCUCAUUUGCUAAGAAGACGGGUGAUUUUAUUAGUCUGUCACGAGUGGACCUUCGUCUCCUGGCCCUCACCUACCAGCUCGAGUGUGAGGAGGGGCCACAGCACGGGGCAAACCUCAGGACAGACCCACCCAGACUGGAACCAAUAUCUACUGAGACCAAACCACCAACCAUUGUUGGCUUUUAUUCCGGACCCAAGAAACCAAAUGACUCAAGUAAUGAGAGUGAUCAAUUACAGGAAUAUAGUAAACUGUCACAUGAUCAAACUGUCCAAUCAGAGCGUGACGACAAACCCUGUGAUGAGAUAGCUUUCGUACCAGUAGAAGAUCUUGAAAAAUUGACUCUUGAAGAAAUUCCGUGUAGCGAAAAUUCUUCAUCAACUGUAACCCCAGGAAGUUCAAAUGUCAGUGUGCAAGAUGUAGUGGAAUUGAAUGAAGAUAAUGAUAAUUUGAUUGAGAAGGGGGAUGAUCUCUUGGAACGGAAUGGGGACAUUGCUGGUGAUUUGGAAUCAAAUGAAGCCAGUGAAGAUUCACAGAAUGAGGACAGUGACGAUGAGGAUAGCUGGAUAACCCCUGGUAAUUAUCAGAUGGCCUGCGAGAAAAUGGGCGGGGCUCUGGAGACUGGUCUCGAUGGGAUAGCAGUCGGCUGUGUUACAACAGAUUAUGCAAUGCAGAAUGUGCUCCUACAGAUGGGCCUUAAUGUGAUCUCAGUGGAUGGGAUGAGAGUGAAACAGCUGCGUACAUACGCCAUGAAGUGCAAGGCUUGCUUCAAAGUGACGAGUAAUACUGGACUAUUGUUCUGUCCUCAUUGUGGGAACAAGGCACUCAUGAAGGUUGCCAUGGUGAUGAGUGGAGAGGAGGGCACUGUGCAGUACAGGGUACUCUCACGGAAGCAAUGUAGUCACAAAGGACUCAAGUACUCUCUCCCUUUGCCCAAGGGUGGUCGCCAUGCCAACAACCCGAUACUGGCCCCAGAUCAGCGAGAGACUAGUAAGCAGCGGAGGACCCGAGGUGGUGGUGGUGGAGGGAGGGCAGACCCCAUGCAUCCUGACUACAUUGCACAGACUUCCCCGUUUGCUAUGAAGGAUGUGAACAGUCGUGGUGCACAGAUCAGGUUCGCCCAGGGGAGGGGGUUUGGGAGCAGAGCCGGGUGGAGGAACAACCCCAACACAUCGAGACCAAAGGGGAGGAAGAAGUAGCUAGCCCCUCUAAUUAGCGGCUGCAGUGAACUUUAUCAAUCUAAACUUCUGCACGAUUAUUGUUAACUGUACGUACAUUACAUUUUAUUUUCUUGUUAUUUUCCUUGUCUUUAUAUGUGUAUGUGUGUGUGUGUCAUGUUCAGCAAAUAAAAAUUCAUUUUCAGCUAUAA
Molecule: messenger RNA, 1651 nt
Organism: Halichondria panicea
Lineage: Eukaryota; Metazoa; Porifera; Demospongiae; Suberitida; Halichondriidae
Product: RNA-binding protein NOB1-like
Exons: 7
Coding region: 84-1481 (465 amino acids)
Biological process (GO): maturation of SSU-rRNA; ribosomal small subunit biogenesis
Cellular component (GO): preribosome, small subunit precursor
Molecular function (GO): RNA endonuclease activity
Source: RefSeq, a predicted model, not a curated record